Messenger RNA from Bathycoccus prasinos, 1086 nucleotides. RefSeq lists its product with no specific name. Bases 1 to 1086 code for a protein of 361 amino acids. NCBI's taxonomy places the organism in Eukaryota, Viridiplantae, Chlorophyta, Mamiellophyceae, Mamiellales, Bathycoccaceae. The transcript has a single exon. Gene Ontology annotation, cellular component: chloroplast. The record is from RefSeq and is a predicted model, not a curated record.
AUGGCGCACAAUCAUCGUUUCCCCGACUGCUUCGUAAACUUUCCCGCGAGGACUUUGAGGACGAGGACGAUGAUUUCUUCCUCUCAAAAGGGGUGUUCCUCUCGUUCUUUGACGAGAACUCGAAGCGUGUCUUCUUUGUUCCGGAACAGGAGGAGAAUCAUCCGCGCGAAAGUCGCGACGGAUUUUGCGUCUGCCGGUCUUGCGUGUGCGCGAAAGAAGAAGAAGACGAACGGUGUCGUUGCCGUUGGCGGCAACUCCUUUUUCGCGACGACGACGACCAAAACGAUUCAGACGACGAAGAGUUCGCGACGCUUUACGUCCUCGUCGAGCUGCUCGGCGACGAAGAACGAUUCAGAUGAAGGAAGAGGAAGAGAUGAUGAUGAAAACGAGAAGCAAAAGGAGUAUUACGAAGGCCUCUACGGAACGUGGACGGUGACCUCGCGAGACGAGUUGGAAGUGUGGUCGUACCGAGUCGCGUUGUCGUUGGCGUGUGUAGGCGCCCUUGGCGUUGUUUUCGGCGAUGCGAGUGGGAACGAGGCGAUGGUGAACCCGAGUUACUUUUUAGGCGCGAGCGGGUUCGGCGUCGCGUUGGUUUUGGUGCACAUGUACGUGACGCCGAUAAAACGGGUGAUGCAAGCGCUGUAUGCGGUUGGGUUGAUAGGAUCUCUCGGUAUCGUCGCGUAUACGCAAAACGGUGGUAGUAGUAGUAGUUUGUUGGAGUUUGUGCGGGAACAUCGGAGCGCGGUUUGGUUCAUCGGUCCGAUGUUUGCCUCGUUUACCGGUUUAGCGUUCAAGGAAGGGGCGUGCUACGGGAAACCCGAGGCGUUUCUGUUGUUUCUUCUGACGCCUAUCAUGUGUCUGGGGCAUUUAACCGGCCUCGCCAGCGACGAAGUGGAGACGUUUUUCGUCGCGAGUUGGAUGCUCGGCUUUUUAGUUUUCGCCGGGCGAAAAUAUACGCAAGCGGUCAAGGACGAUAUCGGGGAUAAAUCCGUGUUUACGUUCAGAGGUUUGAAGACGGACGAGGAAAGGAGAGACUAUUUAGAGAGACAAGGGAAGGAUUUGAGCUUGAUGGAAGACGCGAUGUGA